CACAAUUCUCCGUUCUCCCCGACGACUUAGAACUCUGACGAUGUGAUGGCAGCCGCUCACCGUGAAGAUUCUCCGCGUCCAGCCACCAGGGCAUGCGAUCGAUGUCGGCGGCGAAAAGCCAAGUGCGACUGUCCUGAUCCAUCAUCAGUAUGCGCUAACUGCCGUCUGGCUGGUGAGCAAUGCACAUUCAAUUUGCCGCUUUCCAAACGAGGUCCGAAAGCCAAACGGCGCCACCUAGUUGCAGAGGCUCGAGAAGACUCUUUGCAGAGUCCAGUCACACCAUCUUUGCAGGUAACGAGACAUAAUCCUGCAUCACGGGGUAUAUUCGACACAUCAGGAGGCUCGGAGAACCUCGGCCUGUGGGACUCUGGAAUCACAUCUUCUAUCGGCCUGGAUCCUGCGCUGUCGCCGGCGACGGUUCAUACUGUUCCAACACCGCUCUCCCACGCUGCGUCUACUGGAGGCGCUAUCUCUGCUUUACAGCGAUGGGAAGCACUCGCACGGAAGCUGUAUCUACGCAGGCCGACAGUGGUAUUGGAGAAUCUGAUCAAUCGCUGCUUCAAACAUUUCUUCGACUAUCUUUUUCCUUUGAUUCCGCUUGUCCAUGAAUCGAGUCUCCGAGAUGGUUUGGAGUUUUUCGUCGCUCGGGAUCAUGCACAGGCUUUACGAGGGAGCACCUCCAGCCUAAGAUAUGGUUACGAGUCAUUAAAAUACCCAGAACUAUGGCCUGAUGUGACUUUUACACUCAUCACUGCCGUCUGUGCCGAGACGGCCUUCCUUCUUCCAAAGGACCUUUUCCCAGAAGGGGAAGCGAUCGCGGAUCUGUUUCUUCAGGCAUCUCGUGACUGCCUAGUCACUUACCUCGAGGCAGACCUCGAGUAUCCCAAUGCAAACUCCGUGGCGAUUCGAUAUCUCCACUCCAAUUGCAUGCAUGCGGCAGGAAAGCCAAGAUUCUCAUGGCAUAUAUUCGGCGAAGCGACCCGAUUGGCCCAGGUACUGCAGAUGCAUGACGAAGAAUCUAUUCAGGGUCUCCACCCUCUAGAAGCCGAAUUCCGUCGUCGAGCAUUCUGGAUCACCUACAUCGGUGAUAAGUCUGCUGCCAUAUUAAACAGUCGUCCAAUUACGAUCCAUAAAUUCUCUUUCGAAUCUGGCAUCACGGUGGGUUAUCCUACCGGGAUUGAGGAUGAAAGUAUCGUGACACCCGGAAGCACGAGUGCUGAGGAGUUGACUGUCCGAAAGAGCUUUAUCAUCGGCUUCAAUGCAAAUUUGCGUCUCUGGCAAACAGCUUCUGAUUUGCUACUUGAGAUGCGUUUGCUCGAAAGUCGCAAGACUAUCUCUAUGAAUUCUCAUAAUUCACUGACUGCCGAGGAACGGCUACGGCUGGAUCAUCUUUACGUCCUUUUUGUGACGUCCUUAGAUGAUCUUCCGCCUUUUCUCCGUGAUGAUCAACUCGUGACGAACGCCCACUCUGACAGGGAGGAAAUGAAUGGUCUGUUGAAGAUUUAUACUAUCCAAGCCGCCAACUUAUACAUUUCUCUGCACUGUCUGAAAAUGGUCAUAACACAGAAAUUUGAAGAGGUCAGCUAUUUCCCUAUGGGACAUAAUGAGAUAUUGCUCUUGAGGAAAACGGAGAUUGCGCAAAACAUGUUGAGAAUCAUGCGCGAGGCUCCCUUCUGGGCACUACAAGUCAAUGGUGAACCAUGUGUUGAAAAGAUACGCCUCAUAGGCGCAAGCCUUUUAGAAAUCAUCGAUCAACAUGAGACUUCGCCCUUAUCUGCUCGUGCACGAACUGACCUCUCCGUGCUUCUUGAUAUCUUGACAAGGCUUGACUCGAAGGCAUCAGAUACCUUGCGUCGGUCUAUGUAAUCUAAUGGAUGUACGAAUAUAAAAUGGAAUCGAACACUUGCA
Molecule: messenger RNA, 1908 nt
Organism: Penicillium subrubescens
Lineage: Eukaryota; Fungi; Ascomycota; Eurotiomycetes; Eurotiales; Aspergillaceae
Product: transcription factor domain-containing protein
Exons: 3
Coding region: 46-1866 (606 amino acids)
Biological process (GO): DNA-templated transcription; regulation of DNA-templated transcription
Molecular function (GO): DNA binding; DNA-binding transcription factor activity, RNA polymerase II-specific; zinc ion binding
Source: RefSeq, a predicted model, not a curated record